Salvelinus sp. IW2-2015 is the source of this 495-nucleotide messenger RNA. Its product is annotated as intermembrane lipid transfer protein VPS13C-like. Gene Ontology annotation, cellular component: extrinsic component of membrane. The record is from RefSeq and is a predicted model, not a curated record. Lineage: Eukaryota; Metazoa; Chordata; Actinopteri; Salmoniformes; Salmonidae. Gene Ontology annotation, biological process: protein targeting to vacuole; mitochondrion organization; protein retention in Golgi apparatus.
AGGUGACGGAGAGUUUCAGUGACCAGGACGGCCGUAACUUUGGGGAGAGUUUCAAGGUGGAUGUGAAGGUGAUUCAGGUGACCAUGGAGUCUGGUCUGGGUCACCGGACGGUCCCCCUGCUACUGGCUGAGACCUCUCUGUCUGGGACGGCCAAGAACUGGUCCUCCCUCCUCUACCUCUGCUCUGACAUGACCCUGGAGGUGAACUACUUCAAUGAGACCCAUGCUGUCUGGGAACCGCUGUUAGAGAGAGUGGAGGACGGCAAACGCAGGUGGAACCUCAAGCUAGAGAUGAAGAACAACCCGUCCAGGAUAAGAGUCCUGUUCCCGGGGACGACUUCGUGGUUCUCCCCGAGCCGCGUACCGCCAUCAACAUCUGUUCCAGAGACACCAUAACAUUACGGUCUCUAAGUGCUGCCUCAAUGUCCUCAGCAACCUAGCCAAGGCGUUCUCUGAGGGCACAGCCUCUACCUUCGACCCACAGUCUAUGGAGAAG